Molecule: messenger RNA, 1704 nt
Organism: Chenopodium quinoa (quinoa)
Lineage: Eukaryota; Viridiplantae; Streptophyta; Magnoliopsida; Caryophyllales; Amaranthaceae
Product: glyceraldehyde-3-phosphate dehydrogenase B, chloroplastic
Exons: 9
Coding region: 143-1498 (451 amino acids)
Biological process (GO): glucose metabolic process
Cellular component (GO): chloroplast
Molecular function (GO): glyceraldehyde-3-phosphate dehydrogenase (NAD+) (phosphorylating) activity; NADP binding; NAD binding
Source: RefSeq, a predicted model, not a curated record
AAUAUUCAAACUUUUUUUUUAUCAGACAAAUCAGUAUGUGGUAAGAAAUUAUAUGGUAUAAAUCUAAAUCAUUAAUAUAUCUGCCAGAAAGUGUGAGCUUACUUCUUCUCUAGUUGCUGGCCACAGUUGAAUAGAAUCAACCAUGGCCUCUCAUGCAGCUCUAGCUCCAUCAAGAAUCCCUGCAAGCACAAGACUCUCAUCCAAGGCUUCUCAGCAGAACUCCUUUCCUACUCAAUGCUCCUUUAAGAAACUUGAAGUAGCUGAUUUCUCGGGGCUGCGAACCAGCAACUGCGUGACAUUCACCCGGGAGGCUUCAUUUCAUGAUGUUAUAGCUUCCCAGCUAACUACCAAGCCUACAGGAGCAGCUCCUGUUAGGGGUGAGACAGUGGCUAAGCUUAAGGUGGCAAUCAAUGGAUUUGGACGCAUUGGUAGGAACUUCCUUAGGUGCUGGCACGGCCGUAAGGACUCUCCCCUUGAUGUUGUUGUUGUCAACGACAGUGGAGGUGUCAAGAAUGCGACACACUUGCUUAAGUAUGACUCCAUACUAGGCACCUUCAAGGCUGAUAUUAAAAUUGUUGACAACGAAACCUUUACUGUCGAUGGCAAGCCUAUCAAGGUUGUCUCUGGCAGGGACCCUCUUAAACUCCCUUGGGCUGAUCUUGGCAUUGAUAUUGUUAUUGAGGGAACGGGAGUCUUUGUUGAUGGUCCUGGUGCUGGCAAACACAUUCAAGCUGGUGCCAAGAAAGUAAUCAUCACUGCUCCUGCUAAGGGCUCUGAUAUCCCGACCUAUGUUGUUGGAGUAAAUGAGGGAGAUUACUCUCACGAUGUUGCAAACAUCAUAAGCAAUGCUUCUUGCACCACCAACUGUUUAGCUCCUUUUGUGAAGGUCAUGGAUGAAGAAUUAGGAAUUGUAAAGGGGACAAUGACCACCACUCACUCUUACACUGGUGACCAGAGACUCUUGGAUGCUUCCCACAGGGACUUGAGAAGAGCCAGGGCUGCAGCGCUAAACAUAGUCCCAACCAGCACAGGUGCAGCUAAGGCCGUGUCCUUGGUCUUACCCCAGCUUAAGGGAAAGCUCAAUGGCAUUGCCCUCCGUGUCCCAACCCCUAAUGUGUCUGUUGUUGAUCUUGUUGUCAAUAUCGAGAACAAAGGUGUCACAGCUGAGGAUGUAAACAACGCCUUCAGGAAAGCAGCAGCAGGUCCAUUGAAGGGUGUGUUGGAAGUGUGUGACAUCCCUCUUGUGUCAGUGGAUUUCAGGUGCACUGAUGUCUCAUCUACAAUUGACUCAUCUCUUACCAUGGUCAUGGGUGAUGAUAUGGUCAAGGUUGUUGCUUGGUACGACAACGAGUGGGGUUACAGCCAACGGGUGGUGGACUUGGCUCACCUCGUAGCAAGCAAGUGGCCGGGAAUGGAGGGAACUGUCCCAAGUGGAGACCCAUUGGAGGAUUUCUGCAAGGACAACCCUGCUGAUGAGGAGUGCAAAGUUUACGAGUAGAUUACAAUGUGAUCUCCUAUAUCUUAUACCACUUCCAUUUCUUUUUAUUUUUUUGGUUAUUCAGCAUUUGGCCUAAUACAAAGGCUGCACAUUUAUAUAUUUAUAACACAGUUGCAUCAGCUUCUCAUUUUGUAAAUUGCUGGCAGCCCAAGGCGUAAGAACAAUCUGUGAGGUUAAUAAAUCAAAACCACAUUCAUAAUUUCCAA